AUGGCGAGGAGACAGUCUUUCACAAGCGAUAAGCGUUGCUCCGUACUAUGUGAGGUGGGCGAUACGAACAUCAAGGAGGAAAUGGUGUACACUUUCCCAGGAAAACAGCUUCUAACGGUUACACCACGGCAAGCAGUAAACCUCACGGAAGAUUGGACGUCAUUCAUUGGUACUUCUAUAUCGCUGCAAGUGCCCAAUGCUAAACAUACGCUAGUACUAAUUGAAGCCAAUCUACCGCGCAAAGGAAAAUAUGGAAAACCCCUGUACCCGGAUAUUCCUUCAGACAAAGCAGUUAAGUUGUCUGAGUUAUCUACGCCUCUUGCAUGGAAAGCUGGUCAGCCAUUUGGAUUGCUGGUACAAUCGCGUUUAGACGAUUUUAGUGAAAUUGGAAUGGCGUUUCUUGAAGGUAUCUUACAACUGGAUGAUGGUCUUCAAGUUGAACAAAUGAUGAGUGUCGGCAUUGAAGGUCAUGCAUUCACAUUACUUGAAUAUCUACCGGGGAGACAGCGAUCACCAUGUACUAUUAAGGGGGAGAAAAGUCGGAGGCGGAGAUCCAAGCUUAUGGAAGAAUCUCGGAGGGAAGGCUCGCAAUUAUCGAACCAUACCACGUCUGCAACCUCACCCACCGGAAAUAGCACCUUGUCACUAUCACCUCAGUCAGCGGGACCACAGAAACAUCUCCGCAGGCGACACUCCCCGCUGUUUUUGAGAAAGAUGGAAGAAAAACAACGCUCACAGGAGUCAUCACCCAUGUCUAGUACAGCCACAUCUCGUAGAGGAUCGCAGGACUCUAUGUCAUCAGGUAUUGAAUUUUUGAUGGACACAUCGCAUGACAGUACGGGAUCCGCAGACGUCAACGCUAUGUCAAGCAUUACAAAAAGGAAGGGAAUUCAGAAGCCACCUAACGUACUGGUGUUCACAGAUGACAAAUCAACAAACAAAAAACUAUCGCAAGUGAAAAGUAUGUUAGAUAUGUGUCUUGAACGGAACUGCUACACUGUGUACAAUAUUAACAGCAGUAAGCUCGUCUCACACCCAUGGAUUGACAAUACUGUUGCGUUAAUCAUCGCAACACAGGUGGAGCUCUCAGACAACGUGAGGGACAUCUUGAUGAGAUACCUUUACAGGGGAGGACGAGUACUCAGCCUGUGUGGCCAUUUUCAUGUGGGACUCAAAAUGGAACUUAACCCAGACAGAACACUUGUUGAAAAUAUUGUAUAUAAUUCAAUAGACAAUAGCCAAACUAUGAACUUGGCAGUGAAUUGUACGCGAUAUAGCUAUAGACUUUCUAACAUAGCGGGUCACAACGUACACGUGUUAGGUACGAUGCAAGAUAAACCCGUACUCUUACAUGUGAAUGUCGGCGAGAGUGGAAUAGCCGUUCUUUCUCAGGUUUAUUUAGAAGCUACUGCAGGUGACAAAGACUCCUUAGAUAAAGAAACUUUUACCAGACUUAAAAUAUCAAAUCCUGCCCGUCAUCGUGUCUGGUGUGAUCUACUCGGCUACUUGGGUUUGAAAGUCGGACAGAGUGAACCGCCAGCAUUAACGCCAUGCUAUCUGUUAUGCAAAAACAAGAGUUUCAAAGAAAAGCUUUUGAAGUCAUUGGCAGAGAAAGUGAAUGGGGACCAAAUACUGAAAGGGUCACAGGUCAGCCUUCAUUUUGUUGAUGCAGCAAAGGAUGCUGGGACUGUGUCUGCUGACCAGUUACCGGUGGUAACCAAUGAAAUCAUGAAGUCUGGGAGUAGUUUUGAUAUAGAUGUUUAUUGGGAUAAUCUAAGCGCUAAGAAUCUUGGUACAGUUUUGAUGUAUACUGAAGUAGUGCCCACCACUCAGCUCAUCUUUCAAAGUUUACAGAAUGUGGUACCAAAAGAUAUUGGUCUUAUUGCAGUGGCUGGCAGCAUGACUCAAGGAAAAGGACGUGGCGGUAAUACAUGGUUAGGUCCAUCUGGCUGUGCCAUGUUCUCUCUGUUAUUAAAUAUCCCAGUACGUACAGAGCUAGGUCAAAGGUUACCGUACUUACAGCAUAUAGCGUCCCUAGCAGUUGUUGAGGCUGUGUGUAACUUACCAGGUUAUGAGGGAAUAGACUUGAGGUUAAAAUGGCCCAAUGAUAUUUACUAUGGCAGCGAAAUGAAAUUAGGUGGUGUUAUCGUCAAUUCAACGUAUUAUUCCACUGAGUUCCGUGUUGUUAUAGGUUGUGGUUUCAAUGUAAACAACAGUGACCCAACCAUAUGUAUUAAUGAUAUAAUAGAGCAAUACAACAGAGAUCAGGGCACUACGUUAAAGAAGAUCUCAAUUGAACAGCUGAUUGCACGCACUGUGUCCAACAUAGAAAGUAUAAACCAGGAGUUUAUGGACAAUGGCAAAGACUUAUUUUUGUCUCGAUAUUAUAAAAGAUGGCUUCAUAGUGAUGCUAGAGUUCGUUUGGAGAGUGAGAAUGGACCUGAAGUGACCGUUAUUGGCCUAGAUAACCAUGGCUAUUUGUCUGUUCGUAAUGAAUACAACCAAUUAUUGAGUGUGCAGCCGGAUGGCAAUAGUUUUGAUAUGAUGAAGAAUUUAAUUAUAACAAAGUCUCAAUAA
Molecule: messenger RNA, 2577 nt
Organism: Saccoglossus kowalevskii
Lineage: Eukaryota; Metazoa; Hemichordata; Enteropneusta; Harrimaniidae
Product: biotin--protein ligase-like
Biological process (GO): protein modification process
Cellular component (GO): cytoplasm
Molecular function (GO): biotin--[biotin carboxyl-carrier protein] ligase activity
Source: RefSeq, a predicted model, not a curated record